Messenger RNA from Beauveria bassiana ARSEF 2860, 1227 nucleotides. RefSeq names its product 4-hydroxyphenylpyruvate dioxygenase. Gene Ontology annotation, molecular function: 4-hydroxyphenylpyruvate dioxygenase activity. Gene Ontology annotation, biological process: L-tyrosine catabolic process. The coding region runs from base 1 to 1227 and encodes 408 amino acids. The transcript has a single exon. Lineage: Eukaryota; Fungi; Ascomycota; Sordariomycetes; Hypocreales; Cordycipitaceae. The record is from RefSeq and is a predicted model, not a curated record.
AUGGCUCCCUCCGCCAUCGCCACCACUUCCCGCCCCGCCGACGCCGCCGCGCCCGUCGGCAACUUCACCGGCUACGACCACGUCACCUGGUGGGUAGGCAACGCCAAGCAGGCCGCCUCGUACUACACGACGCUGUUUGGCUUCCACGUCGAGGCCUACCGCGGCCUCGAGACGGGCUCGCGCUUCUUUGCCUCGUACGUCGUCUCCAACAAUGCCGUGCGCUUCGUCUUUACCUCGCCGCUGCGCUCCGCCGCGCACCUGCCCGCCGACGACGAGGCGGCCAAUAUCUCGGCCGCUGAGCGCCAGCUGCUCGUCGACAUGUACGCGCAUCUGGAGCGUCACGGCGACGCCGUCAAGGACGUGGCUUUUGAAGUCGAUAAUGUCGCGGCCGUGUAUGAUGGUGCGGUCCGGGGCGGCGCGGUGGCGGUGCAGCCGCCGCGGACUGUGACCGACGAUGAGCACGGUGCGGUGACGACGGCGGUGAUUCGCACGUAUGGCGACACGACGCACACGCUCGUCAACCGCGCGGGCUACACGGGCACUUUUAUGCCCGGGUUCCGCGCGGGAAAGCCGUCGACCAGCAGCGUCAGCGCGCCGGCGGUGCCGCUCGCCCGCAUCGACCACUGCGUCGGCAACCAAGACUGGGACGAGAUGAACGCGGCCUGCAACUUCUACGAGACGGCCCUCUCCUUUCACCGCUUCUGGUCCGUCGACGACAACCAAAUCAGCACCGAGUUUUCCGCGCUCUCCUCCGUCGUCAUGGCGUCGCCCAACAACCUCGUCAAGAUGCCCAUCAACGAGCCCGCGCCCGGCAAGAAGAAGUCGCAGAUUGAAGAGUACGUCGUCUUCAACAGCGGGCCGGGCGUCCAGCACAUUGCCCUCCUCACCCCGGACAUUAUCGGCGCCGUCACCGCGCUGCGCGCCCGCGGCGUCGACUUCAUCAACGUCCCGCAGACGUACUACGACACCAUGCGCCACCGCCUCAAGACGGAGAAGCGCGCGUGGGAGCUGCGCGAGGACCUCGAUACCAUUCAGCGCCUCAACAUCCUCAUCGACUACGACGAGGGCGGCUAUCUGCUCCAGCUCUUCACCAAGCCCCUCAUGGACCGCCCGACCGUCUUCAUUGAGAUUAUCCAGCGUAAUCACUUUGAGGGCUUUGGCGCCGGCAACUUCAAGAGCCUCUUUGAGGCCAUUGAGCGUGAGCAGGCCGAGCGUGGUAACCUGUAA